AGUCAGGGGGCGGGGUUACCGUUGGUUUGGAUGUGAUGAGAGGCGGCAAAGAGUUGCCUAUCGGCGGGUGACAGCUGAUCUGACCCGGGACAGGAUAACCGAUACCUGUUACAGCGCGCAGCUCCUCGCACCCGUUAUACUCUGUCUGUGGAUAUCCCGAACCGACAUGGGCCAUAAAUCAGACCAGCUGCUCAUUGUGGUCUCCAUCCUGGAGGGACGACAUUUUCCAAAGCGCUCCAGACACAUGCUUGUUGUGGAAACAAAGUUUGACGGUGAGCAGCUAUCAACAGAUCCUGUACCACACUUAAAUCAGCCACAGUUUGCUACAGAGCUCGCUUGGGAGCUAGACAGAAAAGCGCUUCAUCAACAUAGACUUCAACGAACUCCCAUCAAACUCCAGUGCUACGCCCUGGAUACAUUGACUUCUGCUAAAGAGUCUGUUGGCUAUGUGAUACUAGACUUAAGAGCUGCUCAAGAGACAAAACAAGCACCAAAAUGGCAUUCUUUAUUAAGCAGUAAAUAUACAAAAUUGAAACCUGAAAUACAACUCUGUGUUACUUUGGAAGCAGACACCAAACCGGCUGUGGAGGGAUUUAAAGCAAAGGAAGCUCCUCCAAGAAGCAUUAAAUUGCCCAGAGAUAUGUCUGGUAUAGAUCCAAAGAGUCUUGUUGCUAUUCUGAAUGAAACAGAGGGAUAUCAUCAGGUUGGACCAGCUGACUACUGUAGGGACUACUUUGUACUUUCUGUAACAGUGGCUUUUGCGACACAGUUAGAACAGUUAAUUCCAAGUAAUUUAAGGCUUCCAGAACCACAACCAGAUUUUUUCUUCUAUUACUCUUUGUUGGGAAAUGACGUAACAAAUGAACCAUUCACUGAUUUAAUCAAUCCAAACUUUGAGCCUGAGAGAGCAUCUGUUAGAAUACGGAGCAGUUUAGAAGUGCUUACCAUGUAUCUCUCUGUUCAGCCUAAUCUUCAGAUACAUCUUUGUUGCGGUGAUCAGUCUCUUGGAAGUACAGAUAUAUCUUUAACUGGAUUGCUGAAGAGAGCCAGCACAGAAAUAGAGCACCACCCAGUGGUUAUUGAAGGUGCUUUCAUUCUCAAGCCACCUAAUCGUGCAAAACAAAACCUGCCAUCCAUGCAAGUAGAAAUUUCACCUACCAUUGGAGUCUCAGUCGCUCUCCAGAAGGAAGUUCUACAGCAGACUGUACAUGAGCAGAAAGACGAUAUUGAAAAAAAUGGUACGGAAAAGAUUGUAUCGACCGCACCUCCAAAGUCUCCAGUUUCAAAUGAAGGUCCAAGUGUCUUCCCAGCUAAACCUGCACUGUUUAGUGAUUCUCCACCAACAAAAGACAAUGCCACAGAAAGUGAAAUUGAAAGUUUAAAAUCAGAUCAAGACUUGCAGGAGGCGCUUGCAUCUUCUAAACAAGUCACUUCAAAGUCUCCAGUACCAUCCGAUUGCCUUGCUUCAGGUGACCAUAGUCAACGUCCUGCUACUCGGACAAACUCACAGCUUUCUAGGUCUGCUUCUGAGUCUACUUCAGGACAGAAAAUCGCAGUACCACCGGCAGCACAUCACUUCUGUUUCUCAAUAGACUUGAGAAGUAUCCUCAACACUGAUGUCUCCUUUCCUAUUAACUGCAUGCUGAGGUACUCUUACCCAUUUUUUGGCAGUGCAGCACCCAUCAUGACUAACCCUCCAGUGGAAGUCCGGAAGAACAUGCAGGUUUUUCUCCCUCAAUCUUACUGCGCAUUUGAUUUUGCUGCUUUGCCCAAUCAACUUCAGGAUACCUUUUCCAGCUUACCAUUGCUGGUUGAAGUGUGGCACAAGGAUAAAAUGGCAAAAGACAUUCUGCUGGGAGUAGUGAGGCUUCAACUUUCAAAUGUUUUAACAUCCGAGAGAACAAGCUUUUUAUCACCACAUGGGGACCAAUGCUGGCGGCAAACCUUUAGUGACAUGACAUCUGUUAUAGCUUCAGAAGGAUCCAAUAAGCUGGCAGAACUUUCAUAUGUUUUAACAUUGGAAGACUACGGACUUGUAAAAGUACGAGAAGUUUUGGUGUCUGAAUAUUCACAGAGUUCAGAACCUAUCAAAGCUCCUUCAUUGCCACAACCUCCACGCACAGUGGAACCUGUUCCUGAACCUCGGGAGACUCUUGAAUACAAAGCUGCUCUAGAGUUGGAAAUGUGGAAAGAAAUGCAAGAGGAUCUUUUUAUUAACGAGUUAAAAAAUAAAGAAUUGGCCCACAUGCAAGCCCUGGCAGAGGAAUGGAAAAGGAGAGAUCGAGAAAGAGAAGGUUUAGUAAAGAAAAAGGUGGUUGAAUACACAGUUCUCGAAGAACAGUUACAGAAAGCCUUGGCAGACUUGGAGCGACGAGAAAGGCAACUUGCUAGUGAUGAAAUGGAGGUGAAGAAAUUAAAGGCAGAUCUUCAAUUGGAUGGUGAACGUGGUGUUCAAGACCGGCAAGACUCCAUUCGGCGAGUGCGAGAAGAUUGCAUGCAUCAAAUAGAGUUGGAAAGGUCAAAAGCUAGACAGUUAGAAGAGGACAAGCUUCGCUUGCAGCAGCAGCUUCAAGAAGCCGAACACAAAUUUAAAUUGCUCGACAAAGAAUUUCAGCAUUAUAAAGAGCAACAAAGCAGUAAACCAGAAAUCCGAUUACAGUCUGAAAUUAACCUCCUCACGUUGGAAAAGGUUGAACUUGAAAGAAAACUGGAGUCUGCAACAAAGUCUAAAUUGCAUUACAAGCAACAGUGGGGAAGAGCCUUAAAAGAACUCGCAAGAAUAAAACAGCGUGAGCAAGAGAAUGCCAUGGCACGACUCAAAAAACAGCAGGAGGAACUUGAACAAAUGAGACUGCGCUACUUGGCAGCUGAAGAGAAGGACGUGGUAAAGACCGAGCGCCAGGAGCUGGAGGAAAUCCGGAAUGAGCUCAACAGGCUCAGACAAUUAGAAGAAAGAAAACAGCCCAGUGCUACAAGUGACAUUGCAAGCGGUCGAAUUGAUGGCUCUGGAUCCAGACCACACGAGGACGGGUUGGAAGAUUAUUUGACCCGACUGAUAGAAGAGAGGGACACCUUAUUAAGGACUGGAGUGUACACCCAUGAAGACCAUAUCAUAAGUGAACUGGAUAGACAGAUUCGAGAGGCAAUGGCAAAAAGAAGCAUCCGAUAAGGAAUGAUUUACAAAGACAUUCUUUGUCUUAAAGCAGAUGGGCUGGACCUACAGCAGUAGUGCUCUGGUCCUAAAAGUACAAGGUCUUGUUAAAGAACUGUGUAUUCUGGGAAGUGACCUAUGCAUCAUUUUACUAAAAUAUUUUUCUAAAAAAAUAAAAUAACUUUUGGUUUUUACUGCUUGUCACUUUUCUGUGCAUGGAAAUAUAAAACACUCAUGUUUCCAUGCACUGUGUAUUUGUAACACAUUGUUUGUACACCACCACUUUAGUUCUCUUUAUUUUUAUUUAUUUUUGUGAAUA
Pelobates fuscus (common spadefoot toad) is the source of this 3470-nucleotide messenger RNA. RefSeq names its product centrosomal protein 120 (gene CEP120). The coding region runs from base 167 to 3169 and encodes 1000 amino acids. Gene Ontology annotation, cellular component: centriole; centrosome. The record is from RefSeq and is a predicted model, not a curated record. NCBI's taxonomy places the organism in Eukaryota, Metazoa, Chordata, Amphibia, Anura, Pelobatidae. Gene Ontology annotation, biological process: interkinetic nuclear migration; centrosome cycle; positive regulation of centriole elongation. The transcript is spliced from 20 exons.